AUGAAACUCAUAGACAUCACGGGAGGAUAUUGCUUCUUCGAAGUAGACUACACUGAAGGCAAUGAUGCAGUGCUGCUAAGUCCAACUGUUUUGAUGGAGCCACAGAAUAGUGAAGAAAUCUUGUGCCUGAGUUUCUGGUACAGCAUGUUUGGAGCAGAUAUCGGCUCACUGACUGUUUAUUUGGAGUCUGAAAAUCAAGCGGAGAUGUUUCUCGACCCACCUGUCUUCACUACGAGUGGGCAGCACACAGGGCGGAGGUCGUGGCAACGAGCUUUGAUUGACAUCAGCAAUCAAACAUCCGAUUUCAAAGUGGUUUUCCGAGGCAUCAAGACCAAUGAUGGAGAUGAGGGAGAUAUGGCAUUUGAUGAUGUUGGAAUUUAUUCUGGAGCCUGUCAACGAAACUUGGAUUUCAACUGUGACUUUGAAGAUGGCACGCUGUGCGGCUGGAUGCAUUCCAAAGAGGAUUUGUAUUUGUUGACAGAGCGAGGAGACACUUUGUCAGUUGGCACUGGACCCGAUUUUGACAAGACCAAAGGAGAUAUUAGUGGAACCUAUUUGUACUUAGAGGCAUCUGAUUCAGCAACCGGAGAAUCUGGGACCAUAGUCAGUCCCCUGGUGGAAACCCGGUUUGUUCAAAACAGGACAAUCAGUUUUUGGUACAACAUGUACGGCGGCGGAAUGGGCGCUCUUCGCUUAUUUGUGGAAUCAGCGGAAUCCAAUACUUCUGAGCAAGCGUUUGUCGUCCAGGGCCAACAAACAGAUGCGGACGAGUGGCUUCAAGCAGUAGUGGAAGUAACAAAUGCCCCACCGGUCUUUUCCGUCUAUAUUAAAGCAACACGUGGUACAUCCUUUCAGUCAGAUAUUUCAAUCGACGAUAUCAAAAUUUCGCCCGAUAUAGACACAGAAGCCCCAGUCGUUACCUGCCCCUGCACACUAAGCACGGAGACCGAUACAGGCAGAGCGGAUGCUGCUGUGACCUGGACAUCGUCACCAUCAGCCACUGAUUAUGUUGACACAUUCAACUCCAGUGACAUACAUUGCACGGACACAGAAGGCAAUGUUGCGGUGUCUGGUGGAAUGUAUGGACUAGGCACGACGAAUAUAACAUGUAAUGCGACCGAUACAGCCAUGAAUACUGGAUCAUGCAGUUUCAGCCUUUCUGUUCGUGACAAGGAAGCUCCAGUUGUUACCUGUCCCAACACAGUGACCACGAAUACCGACACAGGCACAGCGGAUGCUGCAGUGACAUGGACAUCGGCACCAUCGGCUACCGAUAAUGUAGACACAUUCACCUUAAGUGACAUAGGUUGCGCAGACACAGCAGGCAAUAUUGUGGUAUCCGGUGGAGUAUAUAGACUAGGCACAACGAACAUAGUGUGUAAUGCGACUGAUGCCGCCAUGAAUGUUGGAUCAUGCAAUUUCAGCAUUACUAUACGGGACGGAGAAGCUCCAGUUGUUUCCUGUCCCGACACAGUCAACAUGGACACUGAAAAGGGAAAAGCACAUGCUGCGGUUUCAUGGACAUCCAUGCCAUCAGCUACCGACAAUGUUGACACAUUCACCUCAAGCGACAUACGUUGCACAGACACAGCAGGCAAUGUUGUGUUGUCUGGUGGAAGGUAUGAACUGGGAACAACGAGAGUAACAUGCAGUGCAAGUGACGCUGCUGGGAAGAAUGGAUCAUGCCAGUUUUCCAUCGAAGUUGUAGAUUCGGAGCCUCCGAAUGUGACCUGUCCCGACACAGUAACCAUGAAAACUAGCACCGGUAGGGCAGAUGCCGCAGUGACAUGGACACCAUUACCAACAUCGACGGAUAACGUUGAUCUCUUAACUUCAAGCGACAUAGAAUGUGUCAGCAGCGAAGGUUUUGCCGUAGUAUCAAGAGGAUUGUAUGGAGUUGGCAAUACAACAGUUACCUGCAGUGCAACCGAUGCUGCCAGGAAUAUUGGAUCAUGCCAAUUCACCAUUCAAGUUGUUGACAAAGAGCCUCCUCAAAUUAUCUGUCCCAACGGAGUUGCUUCAAAGAGAACUGAUGUUGGCAUGCCGAAUGCAGUUGUGACAUGGACUCCGAUGCCAUCAGCCACUGACAAUGUUGACAUAUUUACUUCCAGCGAUAUACAGUGUUUAAAUGAUGCGGGUUCUUUUGUCGUGUCUGGUGGAGUGUAUAACUUGGGCACAACAACAGUGACAUGCAAUGCAACUGACGCUGGCAUGAAUGCAAUAUCUUGUCAAUUUACAAUCGAAAUUAUUGACAAAGAACCUCCCGCGCUUACCUGCCCUAUAACAGUGACUAUGGAUACUGACAAAGGUAGAGCAGACGCUGCUGUGACAUGGACACUAAUUCCCUCAGCCACCGACAAUGUUGACACAUUCACCUCAAGCGACGUGCGUUGCACCAACACUGCAGGCAACGUGGUGGUCUCUGGUGGAAUGUAUGGACUAGGCACCACGAGAGUUACAUGCAGCGCAAGUGAUGCAGCUUUGAAUACAGGGUCGUGUCAAUUUAUCAUUGAAGUUGUUGAUUCAGAGCCUCCGCACGUUACCUGUCCUGACACCGUAACUAUGACCGCUGGCACUGGUAGAGCAGAUGCCACUGUAGCAUGGACAUCAUUGCCAAAGUCAACAGAUAACGUUGACCACUUGACUCUAAGCGACAUAGAAUGUGUCAGCAGCGAAGGUUUUGCCGUAGUGUCUAGAGGAUUGUAUGGAGUUGGCAAUACGACAGUUACCUGCAGUGUAACCGAUUCUGCCAGGAAUAUUGGAUCAUGUCAAUUCACCAUUGUAGUUGUCGACAGAGAACCUCCCCAAAUUACCUGCCCCAACGAAGUCACUUCAAAGAGCACUGACAUUGGCAUGCCAAAUGCAGCUGUCGUGUGGUCAUCGAUGCCAUCAGCCACUGACAAUGUUGACAUAUUCACUUUAAGUGACAUACUGUGUUCAGAUGAUUUAGGCUCCGUCGUGGUGUCCAGUGGAGUAUACGAGUUGGGCCUAACUACAGUGACCUGCACCGUCACUGACGGGGCCAUGAAUGCAGAAUCGUGUCAAUUCACCAUUGAUGUCAUUGAUACGGAAGUUCCCAGUAUUUCUUGUCCUGAUUCAGUAAUUUCCGUGAGUGCUGAGAGAGGCCAGUCUACAGCUUCUGUGACGUGGAUUCAAUAUCUGUCCGCCAAUGACAACGUUGAUAGCCUGACAUUGAGUGACAUCCGGUGCGAAAACAAUGCAGGCGCUACUGUGGUGUCUGGUGGAAUGUAUGGACUUGGCUCGACGACGGUAAUAUGCAGUGUAACCGAUGGUGCCAUGAACACCGGAUCGUGCCAGUUCACCAUCGAAGUAGCCGAGAGUAACAUUAAUGGAGCUGUUAUUGCCAUUGCUGCCUCAACUGGCGCCGUUGUGUUUGGCUCCAUUGUUGCCAUUGGUGUUAUGUGCGUUCACUUGAUGCGACGUGUACCUGGCUAUGGACUCAGCAACGUCCUGAACUCGUUUUCUAACCAGAAUGUUGAGUGGGAGGAGAGACCUCGUGAAUACCGUCGUUCAGCCAAAUACGAUAUCCAAUUUUACGGUCAGGAAGAUGACAGUUUCCCCAGACAAUACGUCGUUCCUGGUCCGGCAUUUGUAGGAAACAGAGAUGGAAGUUUUAACGACGCUUUCUACUAUUAGAGAUUUUUGAAAACUUGAUCCUCGGGUGAAAGAAAUAGAAUCGGGGAAGACCGAAAAACAUUCAAACAAUAUCCAAGAUGUUCUAUAUUCAAACUUCACCGUCGUGCUCCCAAACCUUUUUCACCUUAAAAGCGUUAAAUGAGCGUCAACUAGUAUACAUAUUGGAAUUGCACUUUAUUUACUCUUUAUAAAUGUAUGUAUUGAAUUACAAUAAAAUAUAUUCAGGCAAAGCUAAGAUCAAAGCUACAUUAUGCACAUUACCCUUGCUACGAAUAGGCUCAACUCUGAAAGGGCCAGGGUAGAUCCUGUCCCAGUAUUCAGCUGUUUAAUGCAUGAUCUUUCAGAAAAAAAGUUGACGUUUAAAACAUUCCAGUGCAUAGUUCAGUCAUAACGGUCAUUCGAAGUUCAUGGCCACAUAAGUCUGAGCCUUCGUGCAUUUGGUACGUCAGUAAAAAUACUUUGAAUAUUUUGCUGACCAGUCUCAGUAAAAACAAAAUAAGAAUAAUAGGCUUACAAUAUAGAACAGUAAUAGAACAGUACGCUUAUGUCUGAUGUUAAUAGAAAUGGUGUCAAAAUGACGGCAGGAAGUUAAAAAAAUACCUGUGAGAGUUUGGUGCUGAAAAAAAUGCCCAAGUGUUAUUGGAGGAAAUCGCAAUGGGUGGGGGUUGAAUUCUGCCCACGGGUUAAACCUUUUUAUAAGAUGUAAACUCUGCACUAAGCAGGUGCAAUGUGAUUUAACUAACGCUUGAUUGCUUUUAAGUAUUCAUGAUUGCAUGCUACUAUUGGGUGCUUCUGUUUCAUAUCCUUAAUUGAUCUACAUUAAGAGCUUGUUAUAUUAAAAAUGUAGAAUGGGAAGAAACCAAUUUUUGGGUACGU
Acanthaster planci (crown-of-thorns starfish) is the source of this 4533-nucleotide messenger RNA. RefSeq lists its product as uncharacterized. The record is from RefSeq and is a predicted model, not a curated record. Lineage: Eukaryota; Metazoa; Echinodermata; Asteroidea; Valvatida; Acanthasteridae. Gene Ontology annotation, cellular component: membrane.